Messenger RNA from Peronospora farinosa, 1152 nucleotides. Lineage: Eukaryota; Oomycota; Peronosporomycetes; Peronosporales; Peronosporaceae. The record is from the annotation of a GenBank genome assembly.
AUGAGCGACGGCAUGGAGCCAAAAGUGGACCUGUUGGAAUUGGACCAGAAGCCCAUGACGCCAGCCGUAGACGUGACCCAGAUCGCGAACGCCAUCUGUCGCAUUCUCAAAGACGCGGAUCUAGAGCAGCUCUCACGUCGCAUGAUCCGGAAGCAACUGGAGGCGGAGUUCCACACGGACCUGUCGAAUUACAAAGACGUGAUUAAUGCGACGAUUCUGGAGGUUAUUGAACAGCAGCAGGCCGACGAUGAGGAUAAGGGGCUAGAGCCGGAACCAAGUGACGACGAUGAAGACGACGAGGAGGACAAGCAGGAAGGACAGAGGAAGAAAAAGACGGCACUUACGAAGAAGAAGGCGACACCGAAGAAACGCAAACGGAAGGCAGAGGGGGAGGAAGGCAAGAAGACGGGUGGGGGAGGAGGCUUUAAUGCUCAGUUGUGCUUGUCUCCAGAGCUUGCACAGGUUGUAGGUGCAGAGACUAUGGCGAGACCUCAAGUUGUCAAGGCACUAUGGGCCUACAUACGAGAGCACAACUUGCAGGAUCCAAACAAUAAGAAGUCCAUUAUCUUGGAUGAUACACUGCGUGGCGUGUUCCAACGUGACUCGUUCACGAUGUUUAGUAUGAACAAGUUUGUCAAACGUCAUGUGCGCAAGCCUGACGAUAUGCCACCUGGAGGAUGGAGUCAGAUCCCGCGUGAUGGCGUCUCAAGUGAUGAAGACACGGAAGCAAAGGCGAAGAAGAAGCCGGCUAAGCGAAAAAAGAAAACCACUUCGACGGAAGAGGGAGACGAUGAAGUCAAAAAGAAGGCAAACCCGUUCAACACGGAGCUGUCCCUGUCACCGGAACUGGCUUCGCUCGUCGGUAGUGACCGUUUGGCACGGCCGCAGAUCGUGAAGGCAUUGUGGGCAUACAUUCAUGAGCACGACCUGCAGGAUCCGCAGGAUAAACGCACCAUUCUUCUGGACAAUAGGAUGCGGCAGGUUUUUCAGCGGGACUCUUUCACCAUGUUCUCUAUGAACAAAUAUAUCAAGCGCCACGCACGCAAAUUGGUAGAUUUGCCUCCAGGCGGCUGGACCGACAUCCCGCGCGACGGAUUAUCGAGUGACGAGGAUGAGAACAAGCCCAAGAAGAAAACUCGGAAAGGUAAAUGA